Molecule: messenger RNA, 3176 nt
Organism: Hydractinia symbiolongicarpus
Lineage: Eukaryota; Metazoa; Cnidaria; Hydrozoa; Anthoathecata; Hydractiniidae
Product: transcription factor E2F8-like
Exons: 12
Coding region: 7-2469 (820 amino acids)
Biological process (GO): regulation of transcription by RNA polymerase II
Cellular component (GO): RNA polymerase II transcription regulator complex
Molecular function (GO): RNA polymerase II cis-regulatory region sequence-specific DNA binding; DNA-binding transcription factor activity, RNA polymerase II-specific
Source: RefSeq, a predicted model, not a curated record
GGUACCAUGAAUAAUCAAAUGAAAAUACUUGUAGGUGUAGUCGAAAAUAAUAUGUAUACAGAAAAUAUAGACCAAAAAGUACUUUGUGAUAAUGUUAAUAAUAUAAACAAAGGUAUAAAAUAUAAGCCAGUGGUAAGAGAUAAUAAGUGUAUUAAAUGUGAACAAGGGUGUUGUGAUAAAUUGUGUGACAAAGAAAAUAGACUUCCGAGCAAAUAUAGUAAUAAUGGAAUGAAGACGCCAACAAAACUUAAAACACUACCAGAUCCUAUGACUCCAACAUCAAACUUAAAGAUGUUAGUAAGUGCUGCCAGUGUAUUAGCACCAGCACAAUCAACUAUAAAGGAAGAGAAAUGUCAUGACGAUAGUGAAAAUAUGAAAAAAAUGUUAGACAAUAUAGCUCCACAAGUGAAAUUAAAGAAAGGCGAGUUGAUGGGACGAAAAGAAAAGAGUUUGGGAUUAUUAUGCAAAAAGUUCAUGAUGAUUUACCCUGAGUAUUCCCCAAAUGGAACAACAAUAUUAUUAGAUGAUGUGGUAAAAGCACUUAGUAUUGGUCGUAGAAGAGUUUAUGAUAUUGUUAAUGUUCUUGAAAGCAUGGAAAUGAUGGUCAGGCAAGCCAAAAACAAAUACCUUUGGUUUGGUAAAAGUAGACUUGAAUCUACCUUGACAAAAUUGAAGGCUUUAGCUCUUCGUGUUUAUGGUCCUAAUUUUUGUUACAUUCUUAAACGUUACCAUCAUAUCCUUGGUCUAAAAUCAAACGCAAAAGUUGAAGAAAAAUAUACCCAUCUCAAAGAAGGUCAAGAAGCAGCAGAACCUAUAAAUGAUGCCACGAAUCUAAUAAUGGAUGACAUCAUUUCAUACGACCUAAAUAGACGAGAAAACAAUCGGUCACUAGGAAUAUUAUGCCAGAAGUUCAUUAUGCUUUUCAUGGUCGCUCAGGAACGAAUUGUUACGUUAGACAGGGCUGCAAAGCUGUUAAUCACCGAACCAGAUGAAGGACCUGCUAAGUAUAAAACGAAAGUCCGUCGACUGUAUGACAUCGCGAAUAUUUUGACAAGUAUCAAUUUUUUGGAGAAAUGCGUAUCGUAUGAAGAUGCAACUAAAAAAGCUGCUUACAAAUGGGUCGGCGUUGAUUUGAAUUCCAUUAAUUCUGGCGAAGAUACAAAUAAAGCUUUCGAAGCUCAAGAAUUUUCAAUGACGCGACAUUCGCUGCUAUCUCAGUUGCCAAGAAAACAACUCGAAACUGGUGUCAAUCAACGUAAGUUUCAUUGCCGUUCAGCGUCAGCCCAUCAGUUGACUUCCCCUGGCACUCAACUCCAAAGUACAGGAAAAUUAAAGUUUCCACGAACCUUCUCUGCUACAAUGGUCAAAAACGAGGGUAAAGAACAAAAUAUUGAUGGAUUUGAUGUGGAGAAAUGGAGUUGUGGAUCUGCUUCCCCUGUUGCAACUGCUGGUUGCAAAGAAGAUAAAGAAAAGCAAGACAGCCCCAAUGAGAGUUUAUUUAAAGAAAAAUUACGAUGCUUACAAGAGGAGUUUCCAGAUAAAUUGCCAGCUAAUCGUCUGGUCGACCUGCUAAACAUUGAUAACAAACCUCGCUCGCUUCGCCGCAGUUUAUCAACCGACUUCGAGGCGGACAAUGAUGCUCCUGCACAGAAGAAAGCUAAGUUAGUGGAUCACAUUAUCACUACUACAAAACCAGGCGAACCUGCGACUCAACCACCAUCUGCAGCCGUGAACAAACAUGUCAGCCCGGUUGCACAAGGUGUUGUUAACACAGGACCGUUGUAUUAUGCAGCUCUAAAGCCGUUGUUGUCGUAUGCUGAGCUACCUACAUCUUCCGAGGCUUCGAAAUCCCAUAUAGGGCCGGCCACAGCAAGUCAAUUAAAGCUUCGGGAAAAUGGUAAAUGGCAGCAGCCAGCGUAUUUGACCAUACCCGCUCAUUUAAAGAAAUCUGGCAAUGUCACCACUGAAAGUCAAAGUAUUUCUCCUAUGUUAAUUUCCCCAGUUGGUAGGCCUAUUUCGAUGACGAAAAAUGGAUUGUACCAAAUUAUCCCAGUGCAAUGUCAGCCGUAUUCUGAAAAUCGGGAAGGAUCUAUUCUGCGGACCUUUAACGUCCCUCUAGUUGUGAACCAACAGCCGCCAACAAUGAAAUCUUCGUCUGCUAGUCCUGUGACACCUAUUAUGAUGAGAGCACCGGUUGUCACAAUGCCUUCUCCGUCAGUUUUAAUUUCACCGAAAACCGUUUUACGCAAAAAUAUUUCAGAUGCUACCCUUCCAACAACUCAAAUGAGCGAAAACUACACGGAAUUUGUGACUCCGCCUCAUGUUUUUAUUCGUGGUAUUGCCGGUAAGCCACCAGCCAACCCAAUCAUAUUUCCAAAGAUGACGCCAGAAACUCCGUCAACUGAGCCAUAUCCGUCACUUAACGCAGUGACGAGAAAACUGAUGUCGUUACAACAAGAAAACGUAUAGUCUUCACGGAAAUAGGCCUUUUUUAAAUUUUAUGACGGUAGGCAAGUUUAGGUUUAAAAUUGGUUUUAAAUCUACAAGGGUGUGAUUUUAUUCCCUACCCAAUGAUACCUUUUUUACUUUUAGUGAAAAUGUUAUUUGUUAGAAUUAAACGACUUUUUAUUCGUUCGUGCUGUUUUAGCCAAACGUUUUACGAUUUUAGACUUUUUUUUUUGAUUUAUGCACUAACCAAGGGCGUAGUCAUUGGGGGCAGGAAGGCCCACCCACUUUUUCCCCAAAAAUACUAAACUCUUACAACCUUUUGGUUUAGUGUCUUUGCUUUCUAAUUUUCUCUGUCAUAACAACUACCAAAUUAGUAAGCAGUGGUUUAGAAUGCUCAAAAGAAAUGACUCAUUUUCUGUAGACUGAACUUGUUGCUAUGCCACCUUAAAAAUGUCGAGUCUUGUAACAACGUAUCUGUGUGUUGCUACUUAGCUUGGUGCUAAAAGCUUUUAACAAGAGAUUUAUUAAAAAAACGUUUUUUCUUUUUGAAUUCGUGAUAACAUUUGUUACGUAUUUCUAACACCUCAAAUUUAACGACAACUUAGUUUUUUAGCAUGUGUAUAUGAUAGGAUAAUCAAUUUUUCUCGAAAUAAUUCAAUGUUUAUUAUUAUUUCAAUUGUAAUGUAACUAUUCAAUGCGAAGGAUUUUAUAAAUUUUAGACAACGAAA